AUGGCAAAGAGCGAUAAAGUCGUUGCAGAAAAUGGCGUUCACCAUCAUGGCCAAGAUGCAUCUCUCAAGUGUCCUCCAGAACACCAAAAAGCAAUCAUUACACCGAAAGUUGGGCCGGUAUUGAAUCUUUGUGAGCGUGAGAUUGAAGUCAGGCCACCGGGUCCUGGUGAGGUUGUUGUGAGGAUCGCAUGGACAGGAAUGUGUGGCAGUGACGUAUCUUUCAGCAUUGGCCCAAAGACGGGGUUCCCUGCGCAUGAUCAUAUUGCUGGUCACGAAGGCAUCGGUCACAUUGUACAGUCUCACGACGUAGCGCUCCUGCAUCAACCGGUUGCCCUGAGAUUUCUCGCAUAUACUUGUGAACGCUGCAAAUACUGUCUUCGAAACCUUCCCGAGUCUUGCAGGCGGCAGAUUGCGUUUCCGAAAGACUACAAUGGCACAUUUCGACAGUAUGCGACUGUACCGUAUUGUUCGGUUGCCCCUCUUCCCCCCUUCGUUUUCGAUGGACGAGAGAAAGAUCCAAAAAUAUACUCCUCAGCACUCUGCUCAGGAUCUGCGGCAGUAAAGGCUACGAGAAUGGCUGGGCUACGACCCGGUGACAUCGUUGUGGUGUUUGGGAUUGGAGGGGCGAUUGGGCAUUUGGUUGGACUCAUAGCAAGAAAUGUUCACAGAGCCAAGGUCAUUGGAGUGGAUGUUGCUUCCAAAGCUAGUCACCCCAUCUUUGAUCCUGCAAACCCUGGCGUGGUAUGUGAUAAGUUCCUUAGUGCCCCAGCGUCUGCGGAUCAAGAGGACUCCUUUCGAAAACGAAUUGCCCGAGUUUGUGGAGAGCUCGGAGCAAUGAACAAUAGAUUCGACCACACACCCGAUGCUGUGAUCGUUUGCUCGAAUCGCAUAUCAAGUUUCAAAGACUUGACAAGUUAUAUCUGUGACGGUGGCUCAAUCAUCAUCGUUGGCAACCCAUCAGAUGGCGACCGGCUUUAUUUUCCUAUCCAUGAGAUAUUGGAGAGACAGAUCAAAGUCCAAGGGUGUUUGAUGGGCAGUCGUGAGGAGAUGUACCAGUGUUUGGAAUAUAUUCACAGUGGCACCAUUACACCCCACAUCACUGAAGUUUGCUUGACGGACAUACCGCAAUAUAUGAGCCAGAUUAAAACGCUUAGCACUGUAGGGAAAAUUGUAGUACGCAUUAAUGGGCCCAUUAAUUAGAAUGUAGAUCGAAAAGAAAGUUUCUCGGGCCCUUUAACGUUGUUGAA
Molecule: messenger RNA, 1247 nt
Organism: Aaosphaeria arxii CBS 175.79
Lineage: Eukaryota; Fungi; Ascomycota; Dothideomycetes; Pleosporales
Product: GroES-like protein
Exons: 3
Coding region: 1-1200 (399 amino acids)
Source: RefSeq, a predicted model, not a curated record